Messenger RNA from Elaeis guineensis (African oil palm), 1218 nucleotides. RefSeq names its product expansin-A2. Lineage: Eukaryota; Viridiplantae; Streptophyta; Magnoliopsida; Arecales; Arecaceae. The record is from RefSeq and is a predicted model, not a curated record. Gene Ontology annotation, cellular component: extracellular region. Gene Ontology annotation, biological process: plant-type cell wall organization.
CAAAAGCCACAACCUUUCCUCUCUCUCUCUCUCUCUCUACUCUAACCCUCCCCUCCUCUCCAAUGGCAUCCCCAAAGUGCUCCCUCCCCAAUGCUGUCCUCUCCUUCUUCUUUUCUUCCUUGUGCUUCUUUGCAUCACAAGCGUUGGGGGACUCCGGGUGGCAGACGGGACACGCCACAUUCUACGGCGGUGGCGAUGCCUCCGGCACAAUGGGAGGGGCUUGUGGGUACGGUAACCUCUACAGCCAGGGGUAUGGGACCAACACUGCGGCCCUCAGCACCGCUCUCUUCAAUAACGGGCUCAGCUGCGGCGCGUGCUACGAGAUGCAGUGCGCGAAUGACCCCCAGUGGUGCCUCCCGGGCUCCAUCAUCGUCACCGCCACCAACUUCUGCCCCCCCAACUACGCCCUCCCCAACGACAACGGUGGGUGGUGCAACCCUCCCCUGCAGCACUUCGACCUCGCCGAGCCUGCCUUCCUCCAAAUCUCCCAAUACCGGGCUGGCAUCGUCCCCAUCUCCUUCCGCCGGGUGCCCUGUGUGAAGAAGGGAGGGAUAAGGUUCACCGUCAAUGGCCACUCCUACUUCAACUUGGUGCUGAUCUCCAAUGUCGGCGGGGCCGGCGACGUGAAUGCGGUGUCGAUCAAGGGGUCGAAGACCGGGUGGCAGGCUAUGUCGCAAAACUGGGGGCAGAACUGGCAGAGCAAUGCAUACCUCGACGGUCAGAGCCUCUCCUUCCAGGUCACCACCAGCGACGGAAGGACUGUCACCAGCUACGAUGUCGUGCCGGCCAACUGGCAGUUCGGCCAGACCUUCGAGGGAGGCCAAUUCUAGGCCUCGAUCGCCACUGUUAAGGGUUUAAAUUGUUUUUAAGGGUUUGGGAGGGAAGCCUCUCUUGAAAGAGGUUGGGGCCUGGUUGAAAGCUGAGGUAGCUUUAUGUACUAGCACCCGCUGAGAAAGGCCUAUGGUAAAUUUAUUAGACAUAUAGGAGUUCGGUUUGUUCCUUGUUGGCAAUUUAGAUUGAAUGCCUUGUGGAAAAUUCGGAAAUCAAGGCCUUGGGUGUAUACCAUAGGAAUCCUCGAAACACAAUAUGUGAUUGUGUGGAGGAUGGUAUAAAAAUUAGAGGGAAGUAUGAUGCUUGUUUUGUCUAUUUGAAACGUACGUAAUAUCUGUAACAGCUGAUUGGUCUCAAAUAAGAAUAAGCAAUAUGUUAUUUGCAGUA